Messenger RNA from Alternaria atra, 1350 nucleotides. RefSeq lists its product as uncharacterized. The coding region runs from base 1 to 1350 and encodes 449 amino acids. Gene Ontology annotation, molecular function: transmembrane transporter activity. The transcript has 4 exons. The record is from RefSeq and is a predicted model, not a curated record. Lineage: Eukaryota; Fungi; Ascomycota; Dothideomycetes; Pleosporales; Pleosporaceae. Gene Ontology annotation, biological process: transmembrane transport.
AUGACGUCCGAACAGGAGAUUGGCAAUGUGGAUGGAAACAUCCCCAAGCGUGUCUCCAGAUUCACACGAUGGUAUAGAAGCCCAUUGUUCAAUGUCAUCGUUGUUGGUAUGAUCAGCUUUACACAACCUGGUAUCUGGAACGCACUCAACAAUGUUGGUGCAGGUGGCCAGCAAGAGCCAUACCUGGUCAAUGGUGCCAAUUCCCUAACAUUCGGUAUAAUGGUCUUCGGCUGCUCUUUCUUCGCCAUACUCGCCAACAAGUUCGGCUUGAAGAACGUGCUUUUCUUGGGAACGCUCGGGUAUGCGCCCUACUCUGCUUCUCUAUACGUGAACAACCGGUACGGGGUGGAAUGGUUCGUGUUGUUUGGUGGCGCGACAUGCGGUAUCGCAGCAUCCGCACUCUGGGCUUCUGAAGGUGCGAUUGCACUAGGUUACGCCGACGUACAUAACCGAGGAAAGUUUACUGGCAUCUGGCUUGGUCUGCGAGAACUUGGUCAGCUCAUCGGUUCCUCGAUUCAGCUUUCCCUCAACUACAAGAGCGGACAACGUGGAAAAGUUGGGUACACGACCUACAUUGUUUUGAUCGCACUUCAAUGCCUCGGCCUUCCGCUGGCCCUCCUUGUGUCACCACCUCACAAAGUUUAUCAUCGCGAUGGCCGCAUAGUUCCGGAUCCGACGAAGAACAAGGCUGUCAUGAAGGAAGUACAAAGAUGGUGGGAUUUACUUCGUGAUAGGCGUUUCUUCUUGCUCAUACCGGUAAUGAUCGGAUUCAACUGGAACAACACGUAUCAGGGCAUAUACCUUACCAAGUACUUCUCAGUCCGUGCGAGGACAUUAGGAUCCUUGACUUCUGGGGUCGCAGCGACAGUCGCCAAUAUAUUUUGGGGCUGGCUCUACGAUACGAAGUUCGUAAGUCGUCCAACGCUCGCGAAGGUCACAUGGGGAAUUUUUUCGUUGCUUAUGCUGGGUUUGUUCGGCUGGCAAGUCGCCAACGAGAAAAUGUACGCCGGCUCAAAGGUGACACUUGACUGGGAUCUACCAGGUUUUGGACGAGCUUUUUUCGACGAUAUUGAGACUCUUACUCUCGCGGUCGGCCUAUUGCGUUCAUUCGAGUCGGUUGGAUCUUGUCUCGCUUUUGGCAUUGGUGCUGCCAAGAUCGAGCCUAUGGCAAACCUCAUCGUUGCCUUCGUUAUGUUUACCAUCACAAUCCCAUCGACGUUCGCAGCCACAUUCCUUGUUCCUGAGAGGCCCAUCGAUGAACGCAUGAGCGACCAUGGGCCUGCGAAGACGGCGGAUGAUCGGCUUGCUGAUGAAGCGGUGAGCGAUGUGGCAAGGAAGGACAACGCGUAG